AUGAAUAAAGGUCCCGGACUUUUCGUCGGAGAAGCGGGACUCUCGCCGCUUUUCAGCACCCCAGCAGAUACUUCACGCCGUCCCGCGUCUUCGGUUCUUCAGAAACGUUUUCUAGGGAAUGAAGUCAGAGGACCGGAUUUCGAUCCUCUCGAUGUCAAGACCUGGGCGCUGAAGCCGCACAUUGAAGUGGUUUCCUCGGGCCUUUUCCGUCGUGCUAAUAGUUACGGGGAAUUCAAGGAGUUUUGUGAAAGCCUUCGCUUGCUGCUAUUUGUUUUCGGCUCUGCUGGAAUUGCUACAGAUCUUCUCUUCUUCCACCCAACGCGGUCAGCUUACUGGCGUUCUUUGUCUCCUUUGCGCUGGCCUGGCCUCCUCCUCAGUCAGUUCAGAGGCUCGAACGGCACAGGUGGGGAUUUUGAUUUUGAAAAGGAGGGAAUGACGACUUCGCCUGACGGCAUCGUCAGAACUGCAGCCUAUGCGGCUUUCGAGAGGGCCAUGCGAUAA
Eimeria maxima is the source of this 501-nucleotide messenger RNA. RefSeq lists its product as hypothetical. NCBI's taxonomy places the organism in Eukaryota, Apicomplexa, Conoidasida, Eucoccidiorida, Eimeriidae. The coding region runs from base 1 to 501 and encodes 166 amino acids. The transcript is spliced from 3 exons. The record is from RefSeq and is a predicted model, not a curated record.